Molecule: messenger RNA, 573 nt
Organism: Blepharisma stoltei
Lineage: Eukaryota; Ciliophora; Heterotrichea; Heterotrichida; Blepharismidae
Source: the annotation of a GenBank genome assembly
AUGAAAGUAGAGAAGAUAAAAGAAGUAUUGGAUACUCCUAAUACACAAAAAGAAAAAAAAGCUACAAAACAGCUUAUCGAUUUAAGCAAAAGCCCUAUUCUUAGAAAAGAAGUAAUUGAUACAGAUGAGGAUAUUGCAAGCUGGAAUUUAAAAAAUGAUUUCAAAAUUCAGUCUAUAGAAAAGAAAUUCAUGCAUCCCCAAGUUAAGGCAGGCGUAAAACCACUCAGCAAGCCCACAGUUAAAGCCCAGCCUCAAAAACUUCGCCCUAUAAGUUUAAAAGAAAAAUCCAUCAAUAAGCUGAAAACUGAAAAAGAAUUAAUAGAAAUUCCGCAGCAUAACAAAGAAAACAAUUCACUAACUGGCUCAAAAGACGUAAAAAAAGUGUGAGAAAUUCUAAAAGAAGACCGUAGAGUUCCUCUAAGUUCUAUAAUCCUCAACCCUGCUCUUGUCGAAGUCAAAAGAACAAGAUUUUCAAGAGAGCAAACCCCUAUCCAUAUUCUGAUACGAAGUAAGUCACGGCCAGUAUCUGUGGAGCGAGAAAUCCGUAAUAGCUUUUCUAAUCUCGGCAUAUAA